AUGGAAUGCAUAAAUGGAGAGGAUAUAUAUAAUUGGGGUAAAAUAAAGAGGGUGGAUAUUAAAUGUAGUGUGGGUAUAGGAGGAAAUCUAGUAGAUAUAUAUGAUGAGGAGAUACUUAAAGAAGUGAAGAAAUGGUAUGGGAUUAAGGAUCCACGUAUAUGUGAUAAAUGGAGAGGUAAUUUGGGAGUGGUAAGUGCUGUAUUAAUAACUAAUAGUAAUGAAUUGGAUCCAUCCUUAAUCCCUGCUAACAUUAUGCUAGAGAACGUUCCAGGUAGAAGAUUACAAAUUAUUUGGCCUAUGAUUCCACAAGACCUAAGUGAAGAAGCCCCGGUAGAAUGUGAUAGUAGAACAAAUGCAGAGGACGGAGGGAAUAUACGGGGUAGUUAUUCUAUAGCUGGGGAACCAGCAACAGACAUUCCUAGAGGGGAAGAUGGUACUGAACAGAAUGUAGAUGCAGUAAUGGACAAAGUAGUUAGUCAUUUUGAACGAUGGCACUACGAGGGAGGAUAUAGAAGGUUAAGAAUAUUUUCUGGAAUUAUGCCAGUACCAGCGGGGGAGGAAAAUUAUGAUACCUGGAAGGAAACAGCUACCCAACAGUCGGAAGAAUGGAGAUGCCCCGAGCUUAUAAAAAAACAAAGGAUCGUUGAGAGUUUGAGGGGUCCAGCUAUGGGCAUUAUACAUGCUACCAGAAGAAGUAAUCCAAGUUCCACUUUAAGAGAUUACUUUGAGGCUUUAGAUUUGUCAUUCGGAACAUUAGAGGAUGUUGGUUACAUUCUAGCAAGAUUAAAUCAUACAUAUCAAGAACCCAACGAGUCUCUUACUAAAUACAUAUAUAGAAUAAAUAAAAUCCUAUAUAAAUUAUUGGACAAAGGGGGAAUGGAAGCCAAGGAUAUAGAUGAAUGGAGGAUGAAACAUCUUCUUCGAGGAGCUCUUACAAGUAACCCAGUAGCACAGAGACUUAGAUGUAGUAUGGCCAGGAGUCCCCCUUUCACGCUAGGAGAAUUAAUUAAGGAGGUGAAAUUGGAGGAAGUACAAAUUGAAAAUAGAGAAAAAAGUUUGAAACAUGUUAAAGUGGUAUUACCCACAGCUGAAAACAAUUUAGCUUCUGAAAAAUUAUAUAAAUUAAUGGAAGAACAAAAUAAAAAACUAGAUCAAUUAAUUACCCUCCAAACCACUCUCUCUGCCUCAUCUGAUCUAAUGCCCAUGGGAAGAGGAAGGGGAGUUAGUAGAAGAAAUGAUAAUAGGGGUAAUUAUAACAAUUUAACUUGUUAUAAUUGUGGACGGAUUGGUCAUCGAGCUUUUGAAUGUGUUCAUGGAGGAAGUACACGAAGAAACAACUCUAGGGUAGAAAGAUCUUCAACACCGACGGAAAACUCCAACGGGACGCCGAUGAACCCCGCAUCGACGCCCAACUUAUAA
This is a messenger RNA of Pseudophryne corroboree (corroboree frog), 1419 nucleotides long. Its product is annotated as paraneoplastic antigen Ma1 homolog. The transcript has a single exon. The record is from RefSeq and is a predicted model, not a curated record. Gene Ontology annotation, molecular function: zinc ion binding; nucleic acid binding. Bases 1 to 1419 code for a protein of 472 amino acids. Lineage: Eukaryota; Metazoa; Chordata; Amphibia; Anura; Myobatrachidae.